Molecule: messenger RNA, 380 nt
Organism: Vigna radiata var. radiata (mung bean)
Lineage: Eukaryota; Viridiplantae; Streptophyta; Magnoliopsida; Fabales; Fabaceae
Product: pre-mRNA-splicing factor ATP-dependent RNA helicase DEAH1-like
Exons: 3
Coding region: 110-379 (89 amino acids)
Source: RefSeq, a predicted model, not a curated record
GUGAUGGAGAUGUGCUCUCAGAUAUUGCUUCAGGAAAAGCGGGUCACGCAGAGGAAGCUCUUCUACAAGUUGCUCUAUAAUUCGCCACAGUUGUUUCCCUCUCAAACGCAUGUUAACAGGACAAUCCAAGAUUGCAAGGGAGGUGUUGGAUGCAGCUGCUAGGAUUAUUAAGCUUGUUGUGAUGACUGAUGAGAUUGAUAGAGUUGUUCAUGAGGCAACUAAUAUAGCAAAAACAUCACUCACAUUAGAGGGAAUUGUCUAUGUUGUUGACAAAGAGUUUUCUAAACAAUGGUUCUACAAUCCGUUAAUCAUUUUGUUAUUUGUAUUGAAGAGAUACAAUAAUGAGUCAUGUAAUGAUUAUUUCUUGUUUGGUUUAUAAA